This is a messenger RNA of Australozyma saopauloensis, 1521 nucleotides long. RefSeq names its product Stp2p (gene STP2). NCBI's taxonomy places the organism in Eukaryota, Fungi, Ascomycota, Pichiomycetes, Serinales, Metschnikowiaceae. The record is from RefSeq and is a predicted model, not a curated record. The transcript has a single exon. The coding region runs from base 1 to 1521 and encodes 506 amino acids.
AUGAAUCUCAUAUCUGACCUCGCCGGCCUGGUCGCCCAGCAGAUAUCGCUCUCGUCGUUGACCCUGGUGUCGUCGCUCACCUACUACAUGUGGUUUGUGGGCAUAGUUGCCACCGUCACGUUCCAGUACCGUAGAUACAUCGCUUCCAAGCUGCGCCACGCUGUGAAGGCCGAACCAGCGGAAAAGCCCAAGCUGUUGUUUCCGCUGAUUGCCGAGCACACGUGCAUCGAGAAACUGUCCUCGAACGGGUCUCCUUGUAAUGAGAACGGCCCUCAGCCUUGCUCCACCGGCUUGACCACCCGCUUGCUCCCAUUCAAGAACGAUAAGGGUGAGAUCGACUGGGUCUUCUCCGACGACCUUGCUCCCGGCAACGACUUGGAUGCUUUCAAGGUGUCCCCCAUCAACCGUUUCGUCAAGAAUGACGUCGAGCCUACCUCUCACCUCGCCUCCAACAACGCCACCACCGUCAGCUCCGAGAUUGGCUUGUCUCCGGUCACAUCCGCGUCCUCCAACAACGACUCGCUUCUGGGCAAGAAACUGCGUGAUCUCUCGGUUCUGCAGAUCCACACGCCAUCGUCCUCUUCCAGUGAAGACCACAAGGACGAUGACGAUGAGAAUGGCGACCAGAACUACCAGUGUCCUCACUGUUCGUCCAACUUCAAGAUGAGGGGCUAUUUGACUCGUCACUUGAAGAAACAUCUGACCCAAAAGGCUUACAAGUGUCCAUUCCACGACAACGUCCAGUACAAGCCGGAUGCCGAGGGCUCGUUCAAGUGUCACCCUACCGGUGGCUUCUCUCGUAGAGACACAUAUAAGACCCACUUGAAGUCCCGGCACUUCACUUAUCCUCGUGGAACUUCCACCAAGGACCGGACUCAAACUUCCGGAACCUGCGGCAUGUGCGGCGAAUGGUUCCAAAACGCUGAGAUCUGGACAGAGAUCCACAUCGAGGGUGCCGAGUGUAAGUUUUUGCCUGCUGGCUUCAAGGGCAAGUCGCGUAUCAAGAACAGAUUGAAGAAGCAAAUGGCUAGAAUGAUGAAGGAACAGAAACAACAGGGCCACAAGACCAGUCCUCAUUAUUCGUCUCUCAAGUCCGAGUACCAGUCUCCAGCUUUCGCUACUCCUGUCUCCACAGUCACGCCGUUGUUCAACUCAUCAGCAAAUGACUUGAGCGAUUCGCCUACCCAGUCGGUGUCAUCCGUCGGACCAUCUACAGUUGCGUCUACCUCGGCGCCAUAUCUUGCCACUCCACAGUUGCUGGACCUUCUGCAAGCCGCCAAGCACAUUUCGCGCCCUCACACUGCUGCAAACAUGGAGCAGAUGGCCUCCAUGGAUCCAUUGACUCGUGACCCAGCCUUCGAUUCCAAUCUCGAGGACUACGACGACGAGUAUUGUCUAGAUACCGAGCAGAUGAGCUACCCCAUGCCACUUCAUAAUGCGACAAUGAUGCAUCCCGACCCAUACUCCAACGUCGGCUUCCCUACGCAGAUGUCUCAUAUUAUGUCACAGUAUUCCCAUUAG